AGCGAGAAGUUUGGUCGGCCGUGAGUGAGCGCCACCGGUAGAGCUAGUAAGCGACGCGUUUAUCUGACUGCUGCUCUCGGCUGUAGCCGAGGUUUGUUUUCCCGAAGAGCGAAGGGGCGGCAGAAUCCACUCCAGCCGUUGCCACUGAACGGGGGGGAAAGGUCUCAGGUGUUCGAAGAAGGUGCUGCGUAGGAGGAAACGGGGUUAACCAGGUGCCCUCACAUAAUCCUUGCCUUUUGUUACUGGGUAGCACCAUUGCAAUGGCAGCUGUGCCUUCAGCUGGCUCCCUUCUGGCCAAGAACCAGUACUAUCGAACCCGACUGAAUUCUGACUCCAGUGUUUCUUCAAGCAGUUCAUCUUGCUGUUCUGAACCCAUGACCUUCUCAGACCAGGAAAAGUCCCCCCAUGGUUUACCUGAAGUGUUUGAAAGGUGUUGGUGGAUAAAAAGUUUUUUCCACUGUGAAUCAAUUCCUCAGAAGGUUGGCAGGAAAACCUUAUCAGCUAGCAGUGCUAACAGCUGACCUGGACAUUAGUAUGAGGAUUCUUCCUACAAUGACAUUACACACAGACUCAUUUCUUGUGUGAAGAAAGCAGACUACUUGAAACAUCAGUUACAGGAGAAAUGCAUUUUCCCAAGGAUUUAUCCAUAGGUUAUUUGUAAGGCAAUCAGCAGUUCAGCUUUCCAUAUCUGCUGUAGAGUUCUUGAUAGUAAGCAGGUGUUCUACAUUUCAUAAUGACACUUGCUUAUCAUUGGAAGAAAUGCAAAUGAAACAUCUUGUUGGAAUGGAGUGUCUCCUAAUUACCCAGUUUUUCCUUUGCUAAGUUGAAAAGCUUCUGUAGACUGUCUGGGACAAAAUGAUUUAAAGUUAUUCUGUCUUAAUUUCAAGCACAAUGGUUCAUUCUUUAGCAGAAAAAUAAACAGAUUUUCCUCAUAGGUUUAGAAGUUAGCUUAACUCCAUACUUUUGUUUAAGCUAAGUUUGUUCAAAAGUGCUAAAUAUAAAUUUUUAAGUACUAUUUGUCAUAGUUUAAAAGGAAACUUGCUAAACCUUUAUUUAUGGAAGACUCCAUUAAAGAAAGCAGUGGUAUAUAUUCUGGUGCUCAACAUACUACAUGGAAGUAGGUUCCAUGGAUUUCACUGGAAUUUUCAUCCACAUAGAUAAUACUAGCACCUGUUUUGAUAUCGGAGUCAUGGAAUGCAAUUUAAACCACAACUUACAUCUUCAAACUGGAGGUAAUAUAAGAGGACUGUGCAAAAGGACUUGUAUUUAAUUAAUAUAUGCUUUAAAAGCAGAGAACAACAACUGGAAUUCAGGCUUGUUCACUUUCCUUUUUUUAAAAAAACUAUUCAGUAGAUGGAAGAACUUCGUCCUUUGUAGUAAUUUACUAAUUUGAAAUAAUCUGUAAACAUAGUCUUAUCACAUGAUGAAAAUAGCUAUGGACUUUAUAAAAGCCACAUAGUUCAUCAUGCUGUUACUAAUUUUUUGUUUGACAUCCUUUUAUUUUUCUUAAAGACUUAUGCCAAGAUGAUGACUCCUAUUCUUAAAGAUCUGUAGUAUCCUGUGCACUCAUCAUGUUAUAAUCUUGCUUUAUGAUUAUGCUACUUACUUGCCAUGUCUAGAGACACAUACUGCUUUGAAAAGAGAAUCUAAUGGGAGAAAAUGAAUGCAUGGUAAAUAAAUGUAGACAAGAACUGAAGUUCAUAAAAGAAAAGACAGUCUAUUUUGAUCUGUGGACUCACAGUUUAUUCAUCUUUGUACUUGUAAAAAAAAGUAUUGUAUAGUAUUUUCAGAGCAAUGUCUUAAUGUACAGAAUUAACUAUUUUUUUUACUACUUUUUGUAUUAAUAAAGCUU
Molecule: messenger RNA, 1852 nt
Organism: Elgaria multicarinata webbii
Lineage: Eukaryota; Metazoa; Chordata; Lepidosauria; Squamata; Anguidae
Gene: PPDPFL
Product: pancreatic progenitor cell differentiation and proliferation factor like
Exons: 5
Coding region: 261-521 (86 amino acids)
Biological process (GO): cell differentiation; multicellular organism development
Source: RefSeq, a predicted model, not a curated record